UGUGCUCACGUCAGUGUCGCCAAAUAGCCUUUAACCCGAAAUCGAACUAUUUUGCGUGACAAAGGGAUGCUGCGGCGCCUUGUGUUCGCGCACAACCCGCGUUCUAGAAAAAAGGACCGCAUGUGAACCAGUGUGUGUGUGACGCGUGAAGUCAGAGUGAGCAGCUGACGGGUCGCGCAGCUCCUUCUCCGCGCGACGGCCAUUCCAAGCCGAACCCGGAUGCGGAGGGGGCGAGGGCAAGGAGGGCGAGCCGCGGCUAAUGCCCGACCGACACAGCGGAGGCAGGGAGCGCGAACACCCGAAGAUGGACUGAUCGCCUCUGCGUAACAGCCUGGCUUUUCGAGCGUCACUCUCGCUUUGAUUUUUCAAACCACGAAACACCAGCGUUCACCGUUUCGUCUUGCUCCCAUACCUAAAUAUAUCGGUGCCAAGGAAAAAGAAAGCGAAGCGGGCGAGCUAGCUAACGAGCUAGCUAGCUAGCCGGCAAGCGGCGCGGCUUAACUCGUCUGCAGUUCCGCUCAGCACGAGCCGAGGCCGCGCUUCUCGCGAGCUGCGCCACGUUCUCUCAGCGAAGGCGAUGGAGGCCUCGGAACAGGCCGGCCCGGACGUCGGCUCCCAGGAGGCGAACCCCGUUUACCUUCAGCAGUUACGGGAGCUCGACAUUCCGGAAGAGGCGGCGAAACAGGCCCUAAUACACACCAGAAACGUUUCUGCCGAGGAAGCGGCCAUCUACUACUUCAACAAAUUAGAAAAUGAGGAAGAAGGGGAUGAGGACUUGACGUACAAGAUGGUGUUUGUUGUAAACAUGGACCUGUCUAUGGGCGUGGGAAAGGUGGCGGCACAAGUGGGACAUGCUGCAGUGGGUUUGUAUCAGGCCCUUCAGGAGAAAAACAGCUGGAGGGAAAUGGCCUGGAAGUGGGAUCAUGCUGGAGCAAAGAAAGUGGUUCUCCAGGCCACUAAUAUGGCACAUCUGCUGGAGCUCCAGGCUUUAGCCAUGAGUCUUAACCUACCUACUUACCUGGUUCAGGAUGCUGGACGGACUCAGGUGGAGUCUGGCUCUCGGACCGUCCUGUCCAUCAUUGGCGAAGAGGAGAUGGUGAACAAUGUGACUGGGAGCUUAAAGUUGCUGUAAGGAAAUGAGCGGGGUGGUGCAGCUCUGCGGUGUGUUGGCACACAGGCAGCAGAGGGCAGCAGCUGGAUAGAGCACAACGGUCUCUACAUGCAACAGUGUUUAAAAAAAAAAAAAAAAAAAAAAAAAAGGAAAAACAUACACCAGACUCAGCCAUUUUUAUUCUACCCCCUUUCCAGACCACGGACUGGAGGUUAUAGGAAAGGAAUGCUGCAUAAGUCUUAAGAGAAGGACUGGUUCUACAGCUCAUUCUAGCUGACUGAAAGGAAUUGGCUUUAGAAAGUGUGACGCCUAAAUUUAGGUAAAACAGAUUGUCCAAAUUUAUAUUAAGAAAGAAGUUCUGCAAAGAAAAAAGAUUAAUCAAAUUAAAUUUAAAGUCAAAAGCUAAAACAUUUAUGAUCAUUUCUCAUCUCAGUCAAAAUUAUUUCGUUGGAGGAAUGGGAAGGAAAAAUACCUAAAUAUGUUGAUUGUUGAAAUAAAGUACUUAGUGUAAGUCUUGAUCCAGUUUGUUCUACUGGCAAACCUUUAAAAACUGGAAUUUUUAUCUCCCUGUAAAUGUAAUAAAGAAACUUUUGUUAUGUAUACAUUUUUGACAUUAAGAGCUAUGCUGACAGAUAAGAGUUCAUGUUGUUGAAUGGCUGUCCUUCUGCACCUUCAACCUUUUGUUACUUUUUUCUGUUGUUCUUUUCAAAUGACUUCUUAAACUGCAUAUUCUCAUGUUUAGGGAAGAAUAUUUUGUUACUGGCCUCUCUGACAUGUUUCAUUUAAUGUUAUUGAUAGGGAGUGUGUUUACAAGGCUGCUGCAUGAUACAGUUUGUGGAAAAGA
Molecule: messenger RNA, 1955 nt
Organism: Scleropages formosus (Asian bonytongue)
Lineage: Eukaryota; Metazoa; Chordata; Actinopteri; Osteoglossiformes; Osteoglossidae
Product: probable peptidyl-tRNA hydrolase 2
Exons: 7
Coding region: 578-1132 (184 amino acids)
Cellular component (GO): cytosol
Molecular function (GO): peptidyl-tRNA hydrolase activity; protein binding
Source: RefSeq, a predicted model, not a curated record